Phoenix dactylifera (date palm) is the source of this 6055-nucleotide messenger RNA. Its product is annotated as B-block binding subunit of TFIIIC. Gene Ontology annotation, cellular component: transcription factor TFIIIC complex. Gene Ontology annotation, biological process: 5S class rRNA transcription by RNA polymerase III; transcription initiation at RNA polymerase III promoter. Gene Ontology annotation, molecular function: DNA binding. Lineage: Eukaryota; Viridiplantae; Streptophyta; Magnoliopsida; Arecales; Arecaceae. The record is from RefSeq and is a predicted model, not a curated record.
AUGUCCUCCCUCCCUCCGCUCCCCAAAUCACGAAAACCCCUGCCACACUUCAUAAUCGUCGCUAAGACCUCACCCCGACCUUCUGGGAAACGGACGCUAAAGCCCUAGAUCCCCUCACCCCUCGCUCCCAACCAUCUCUAAUGCUCUCAUCUCCAUGGAUUCUAUCAUCUGCUCGGCGUUGGAGGAGAUCUGCGCCCGCGCCGCGGCCGGAAUCCUCCUCCCCGACCUGUGGCCGAGCUUGCGGAACGCCCUCUCCACCGCCGGCCUCCAUCCUUGCGAGCCCGUCAUGAAGGCCAUAUGGGAUCGCCUCCUCGCCCACCCUGGGCUUCGCUUCGAAGCCGAUGGCUCUUCUAUUGGCUCCCAGGAUCCUUCCAUCCAGUCGUUUGAGGUAGCCGAGAAGCUGGGAGUAAAGAUAGUCGCGGAGGAGCACCUCAGGGAUAGUUUUUUGGGGAUCUAUGAUCUCAAAGCUGCUAACCAUGACAUUUCUCAGAUUCAGAGGGCCACACUCGAGCGGGUCGCUGCUGCCAGGACUAAUGGUGUUACUCAGACUGAGCUUGCUAAAGAAUUUGGGAUUAAAGGGAAUAAUUUUUUUUAUGUUGUGAGAAACCUGGAAUAUCAGCAGCUGAUUAUUCGGCAAUCGACUAUGUUAAGGGCGAAAGAAUUAGCAGAUGAGGGAGAAAGUGGGCCAAAAAACACGCAACAUGUGACCACCAAUCUACUACACUUACAUCGUUAUGCAAGAAAUUUGAAUUCAAAUUCUCAACAAAAAAUUGUGAUUACAAAGCCAGGUAUUUUAGGAAGUCUUGAUAAUGCAAAUGGAAGUACUUUGAAAGGAGAUGGAACUCCUGGGGACAGUGUGAAUGAUGAUGUAUCCAUAAAAGACUAUCUACCAGAAAUGAAAGCUAUUUGUGAUAAACUGGAAGAAGCAAGCGGGAAGGUUCUUGUUGCAUCAGAUAUCAAAUUGGCUCUUGGUUAUAGGAAAAGUCCUGGGCACAGGGCAUGGAGAAGUACCUUGAACAGAUUGAAAGAUGCUCACCUUGUUGAAGAAUUUCAAGCAAAAGUUAACAACAGGGUUGUCAGCUGUGUACGCUUAUUAAAGAAAUUUGAUCCUAAAGAUUUUCAGCCAAAAAUAAGCAUGAGUGGGUAUGAUAGUUUUGACUCUGAACACCUGGUUAAACAUGGAAAAAGAGGCCAGAUUACCGAUCAGUUUGUGGAUCUUCCCAUAGAACAUCGUAUAUACGAUAUGGUGGAUGCUGAAGGACAAAAAGGAAUAACCAUUGCUGAGAUUUGCAAACGACUUGGGUUCAAUGCUAAGAAAUUAUAUAACCGAGUUAAUGCUAUGCGUGGAAGGUUUAAAAUGCCUUGGGAGGCUGAGAUUCGAGAUAGGACACCACUUUAUCGCAUUUGGACAUUCAGAAAUUAUCCUCACUGUUCAGCUAUUGCUGAUCCUGGCAACUGCGAAGCGCUUUCUCAUAAGCCUGAGAUUUCUAUUCAAACAAGGGAUUCUUUUCCAUAUGCUGAAUCAUCUUCAACUGUCCAAUUUAAAGAUACUAACUCCACUGAUGAGUUUUUGCACUCAGAGAAAACUGAUGGUAGAUCAGUUUUAUCAGAACCACCUAGCAUCAGUUCUGGAUGUACCAUGAAUUCCCAGGUAAUUAAACAUGGCACAGAGAGUGAGAAUCAAAUCCUUGAUAUUUCAAUCAUAGGUGAUGAUCCAAAGCAUGGUAUGGCACCCAGAUUAAAUGGUCGUCAAUCAGAUAAACAUGUUUCAGUUUCAUCUAUUUUGUCCAAGCUGAAAGCAGUAAAGAGGUAUCCUUGCCUUACAUCAACUUUGGUUGGCAACAGGAGGGAACAAAGGAUACUGAAAAGAUUGAAGAAAGAGAAGUUCAUUUUAAUGUCUGAGCUGUAUAGGUGGCUUGAGGGAUUCGAGAAGAAUAAGCACACAAGGAUGGAUAGGAAAACUCUGACCCGUAUUCUGAAUAAACUUCAACAAGAAGGGCUGUGUAAAUGUGUUCAAGUUAGUAUCCCUGGGGUGACAAACUACAGUCGAACUCGUCUAACAGAGGUUAUUUUGCACCCUUCUGUAGAUAAUUUAUCAUCAGAAAUUUUGGCUCGAAUUCAUAAGAGACACAGAGAUUUUGACAAGCAUGUUCGUGGACAAGGGUCAGCUAGAUCAGAGAAUGGUAAAUCUGUCAUUUCACUAACUAGUUUGAAGCCAUCAAAUCGUGCAGAGAACAAACCUGUGAUAUUUGAUGCUAUACGUGCUAACGGAUUUGUUCCUGCAAAGAUGAUCCGAGCAAAACUUUUGCAUAAAUUUUUGUGGGGUUAUUUGAGUGAUUUACCUGAUUGGGAUAAUGCUUUUAAUUCUAACAAAUAUGGGUAUGAUCUAAAAAAUCCUCACAGCACAUGCCAGUUGUUUGUUCUGGAUGAAGCUGUAAAGACAAUGCCGCUUGAACUGUUCUUACAGAUUGUUGGGUCUCCAAAAGAGAUUGAUAACAUGGUAGAGAAAUGCAGACUUGGAUUAAGGAUUUCAGAUCUUCCUGUCCAGGAGUACAGACACCUGAUGGAUACUCAGGCAACUGGACGUCUCUCAUGUAUAAUUAAUAUUUUACUUCGGUUGAAGUUGAUUCAACUAGUGAGAGAAGAAUCUGCAAAAGAUGCAACUGCCCUUGCACAUGCUAUCCUUACACAUGCUUUGGAGCUUAAACCUUACAUUGAAGAACCUUGGUCAACAACCCUCCGAUCUUCACAUGUCAAGGUUGAUCUUCGUCCUAGAAUUCGACAUGAUUUCAUCCUUUCAAAGCAAGAUGCUGUUGAUGCAUAUUGGGAAACCUUGGAGUACUUCUAUGCUGCAGCUGAUCCAGCUGUUGCUUCACACGCAUUCCCUGGUUCUUCUGUUCGUGAGCUGUUUCAUUUCCGUUCAUGGGCUUCAGUUCGAAUUAUGAGUGCUGAACAACGCAUGGAGUUGCUUAAGCGUGUAAAAGAUGUUGAACCAGGGAAGAAAAUUUCAUUCAAAGAUUGUGCAAAGAUUGCUCGGGAGUUGAACCUUACGCUAGAACAGGUGCUUCGUGUCUCCUAUGAUAAAAGACAAUCCCGACUUCAAAGAAAUUCUAGUAGAUCAAGAUCCAAAAUGCAGGAAAACCAUAUGGAUAUAGAUAAUUGUGGGUCAUCUGGUCAAAAAAGAAAGAGAUCUUCAAAAUAUGUGUCUCUGAAGCAUACUCAAGAUGCUAAUGAAACUACAGAAUCAAGCAGACAAACAAUUUCUGUUACAUCUAUCGCUGACGAGAAAACCAAGGGAAGAAAUACUUUUACUUUAGAUGCUAGUGGAAACCAUGAUUGCCACUUGCCAGCAGGUAGAAAUAAUAUUCAUGUCAAUGCUACAGUAGACUCUGAGAUGCAUGAGGAAGAUGGUAUAAAAUGUGCUUUCAUCAGCCAAUGUACCAUUCCAAAGAGAAAGCGCAAGCGUAGGAAAAGGUUCUCAUGGACUGACAGUUCGGAUAGGCAGCUAGUGAUGCAAUAUGCAAGACAACGUGCAAUCCUUGGAGCAAGAUUUUAUCGUGUUGACUGGCCUUCACUUUCUGAUCUUCCGGCACUUCCAGGCACUUGUGCAAGACGAAUGGCUAUACUAAAUAGUAACUUAAACAUUAGGAGAGCUGUGAUGAGAUUAUGUAAUCUUCUGGCGGAACGGUAUGCGAGCUAUCUUGAUACAGUACGGAGAACACAGGAAAAGGAAUCUCUUACUCAAAAUUUAUCUUCUACUCAUGAAAAUAAGUUUGAGACAAAUUUCCAGCAACACUCUUGGGAUGAUUUUGAAGAUCCAGACAUAAAGAUCGCAGUUGAUGAAGUCCUUCGAUACAAAAGGAUAGCAAAGAUGGAGUAUGCAACGAGGAUUGGUUCUAGGCAUGGAAAGGAGUGGCCAGAUGUUCCUAAGACUGAUGGGACAAGUUCAAACGUCCAAGAACCUCUGCAGGCAGCAGUUCCUGGCGAUGGAAAUCAGGACUACGUUGAUAGAUGUAAAAAUGUCAAUAUUAUUUCAACAACUAAACGAAGUGGGGCAAGUUCUCAUUGCUUUCGAGGAAAGUUUUUCAAGAUUUUGAAAAGCAGAGGUGGCAUCAUCAGAAGGAAAGUGCGUGAAUCAUUAACAAUUGCCAAUGCCGUUGAGCUCCUGAAACUGGUCUUUCUAAGCGCCUCUGCAGCGCCAGAAGUGCAAAACUCAUUAGCAGUAACUCUGCAUCUGUAUUCUGAGCGUGAUAUAUUUGCAGCAUUUAACUAUCUCAAAGAAAGAAACUUCAUGGUUGCUGGGCAUGGAAUUCGACCAUUUGUCUUAUCCCGGAAGUUCUGGCAUGAUGCUUCUUCUUCUCCCUUUCCAAUUGACUCGGGAAAAAGGGCUGCUGAUUUUUCAAGUUGGCUUACUAAGCAAGAAAAAAAUCUAAGGGAGAGUGGGGUUAAUCUUACUGAAGAUUUACAAUGUGGGGAAAUUUUUCGCCUGUUCGCUCUUGUUUCUUCAGGAGAACUCUUUGUUUCACCAGUCGUGCCAAAGGAAGGAGUUGGUGAGGCUGAUGAGCCGAACAAUUCAACAUCUUCCUUUCCAAUGGAGGACACAAAUGAGGUUGAUGAUCCAAAAGUUUUAAAACGUAAAAGUGAUAAAGUAAAAUUAAGCACUAGUGAGAAGUUUAAGAAACAGAAAACUCAAGUGAGAAUAGAUACUAAUUUGUGUUCUCGUCGAGAGAAAGGGUUUCCUGGCAUCAGAGUCAUUCUCAACCGUGCAACAUUUUCAAGAGGUGAUGCAGUUCAGUGCUUUACAGAUAAGCAUGACCUUGCUUGUUCUUUAUCAUAUGAUGAGAACAAUCAAGGAAACUCCCAUACUGUAGAAACAGUUGGUAUUCCAUAUUUGUCAGAAAAUUCAGUCUCAUGUCAGAAUUUUGUUGGUAUCAUCCAAUCAGCUGUGCCCCAUAAUGAGUUUCCUUGGGAUGCUAUGGCUACGUAUGCUGUGCAGAUGUCAUCAGUUUUUGUUGGUGGGGAUGAAGCAAUUACCAUUUCUCACGAGCUCUUUAAGUCCGUGCAUUCUGCUAUUUGCCAAUCUGGCGAACAAGGAUUAGAGAUGGAAGAAAUUUCUGAAAUCACGAAAGUACAAGGGGUGCAAUUGGCUGAAACAAUUGUGGACACUCUCGAAGUAUUCAAGUUAGUUAUUAAGGUCAAUGCAUAUGACAGCAUCCGGAUAGUUGAUUCUUCAUAUAGAUCAAAGUAUUUUAUAAGCACGCUCGCAGAUCUCAAUCAAGUCCAUGAUUUGUCAUCUUACAUGAAGUCUCAAAUAGCUUGUUAUGAAGCAUCUCGACAAUUGUUGCAAGAAAAGCGAGAUAGUAUUGAUCAUUCUCAGGAGACUAGCGUGAACCUUUGUGAUGGGCAUAAAGUAACCAUUCUUGAUGUGCCUAGCAAGCCUGCUGUACCUCACAUUGAAGGCCAAAACAUUGAAGGUAGUAGCACGGUUGGUGAAAUCAUUCAGGGUGCAGCUGUUCAGGUGCAAAGGAAAAACACUGAGGACAGCAAAUGGCCUGCCACCUGUGUUUCACAUGCAUCUAGACCUAUAUUACCAUGGAUUAAUGGAGAUGGCAGUACAAACUCCAUCGUAUACAAGGGUCUUACACGUCGAGUUCUUGGCACUGUCAUGCAAAAUCCUGGUAUCAUGGAGGAAGCUAUUAUCAAUCGAAUGGAUGUUUUAAAUCCUCAGAGUUGCAGAAGUCUCUUGGAAAUGAUGGUUCUAGAUAACCACCUUAUGGUGAGGUUGAUGCAUCAAACUACUACAUCUGGUCCUCCAGCGAUAUUGCAAGACCUUUUCCGUUCCAAGUUAUGUAAAUCAGAAUCAGUGUCCCGAAAACAUUUUUUCGCUAAUCCAAUGAGUACACACCUACUUUAAUUGGCUAAUUAUUAUUAAUGUUUUCUCUUAAAGUUUUGUAUAAUUGUUCUGCUUUUUAGUUGGCUCAAGGCAAUGUAGAUAUUAAAAGAUGAUUUGCGUUAUGUUACAAAAGUUUCCAGAUUGCUGCUGCCUUUACCACUA